AUGGCAAACAAUCAAGAAUCAGAGCCUUUGAGUCCUAUUGACAACGACUUGUUUCACUCUUAUACUCGCUAUAAGUUGUGUCAAUUGGCGGAGAGCACGUCUCUCUGGACUUGCAGCCAAGAAAAGGAUGCCAUGCUCAAUAUACUAGCUCAAUUCGAAAAAAUCGAUGGUAAUACUUUGCGCAUGAUGGUCAACCAAAUCUUUGAGAACUCGGCUCAAACGUACAGCUUUAGUGACACAAACAAAGAGCCUCUGGGCUUUCAAGAAGAAUCAAGUGGCGCUUAUCAUCUCGAAAACCUUCCCUCUCCGCCUGGCACUGUCAUUGCUGAAGUAUUCGACAGUGAAGCAAUACAAAACAAACCAUGGACCACUCGCACAAUCACUAGCAUAACACGCCAAAAAAGACCAAUGGUCAUUCGAGAGCCUUCUCUCGCAAAGAAGAGCAAGGCAACUGACCGUAUCAUUGAAAAAUUGAAGAACCUCAUGUCAAGAACAAAUUUGGAAGAGCUUGGCAAUCUAACAGACCAUGUUGAACGCAGUAAAUAUGUCAUCUUGACCAGGAUGAGACGCGUAAGCACCAGUUUCAAGUUCAAGGCAUCUACUGUAACUGCAAAUUACUUGCUCCAUGUAUCAAAUUCCUUUGGUGAUCCUCGAAGCCCAAUGAGUAUGUGCCAGAUGAACCUCAUUGCUUAUCGAUUCGGCAAGCUGCUUGAACAAGGAAGAUUUCAUUCAAAGGACGGAAAAAGGAAAAAGGCUGAAUUAGAGUGCUAUCAAAUCAUCAAAGAAGAGUUGAACGCUCAUGGAAAACGAAUAGCUACACCUGUUUACAAGUAUGCUAGAUAUGCUCAAAAUGUUGUGGAGGCUGCAGAAAAGAUUGGCGUAUAUGUCUUGUUCAUUCCUGAGAUUUUGACACCUUACGCAUUGCAAGCUAUCAGUCGCAACAACUUUCCAAUUCUUCAGAAAUGUUUGAAUGUAAAAUGUGCAGGGUUUAAGGAAAUUGCUCGCUUGGAUCAUGAUGGGAACCUGAUCAUGGCAGAAAUGAACUAUUCUCGUAAACAUAUUGACAAGAGCUAUCGUCGCACGAAGAGCAAAUUCUUGAAUAGUUGUGCCUGA
Messenger RNA from Mucor velutinosus, 1113 nucleotides. RefSeq lists its product as uncharacterized. NCBI's taxonomy places the organism in Eukaryota, Fungi, Mucoromycota, Mucoromycetes, Mucorales, Mucoraceae. The record is from RefSeq and is a predicted model, not a curated record. Bases 1 to 1113 code for a protein of 370 amino acids. The transcript is spliced from 5 exons.